This is a messenger RNA of Anthonomus grandis grandis, 1860 nucleotides long. It is a transcript of the gene Sans, whose product is annotated as pre-mRNA splicing regulator USH1G. NCBI's taxonomy places the organism in Eukaryota, Metazoa, Arthropoda, Insecta, Coleoptera, Curculionidae. The record is from RefSeq and is a predicted model, not a curated record. Gene Ontology annotation, molecular function: protein binding. The coding region runs from base 236 to 1645 and encodes 469 amino acids. The transcript has 7 exons.
AAAAUACACACACACAACUCUUCAGCGUUAAAAAUGUUAGUGUAAUAGUCAAAGAACCGGAACAGUUCAUAUAGUAGUUUGUUGUUGGUUGGUAAUUUAGUGUUAAAAUGGAUAAUAAAAGUGUGACAGCCUCGAAGUGAAAUGCUUUAUACAAAAUUUGCUGUGUUAUAAAAGUUGAUCGUGUUAUAUUAAAUAUGAUAUUCUAGGUAAAAAUCUAUUAAUCUAUAUAGGAAAAAUGUCAACGCUGGAUAGGUUUCACAAAGCUGCAAAAGAUGGCAUUUUAGAAGUCUUAAAGGAGGCAUCCAGUAAAGACUGUAAUGGUCGAGAUGAACAGGGAAUGACACCAACUCUAUACGCAGCUUUCUAUGGAAAUCUAGAAGUGCUGAGACUUCUUUGUGGUCGAGGUGGCGAUCCUGACAAAUCAGAUUUAUUUGGGAACACUGCGCUACAUUUGGCUGCAGCGCAAGGUCAUAUGCACAUCGUUACAUUUCUAGUAAAUUUCGGUACCAAUAUUUACAAUACUGAUAUAGAUGGAAGAACUGCGCAGGAAUUAGCAGGAAUUAACAAUCGAGAUGAUGUUUUAAGGUUCCUAGAUGGGGUUACAGCUAAAAUCGAGGCAAGCGAUAAAAAGAAAGUUAAAGCAAUGAAGGAAAAAGCAAAGGAGAAUGCUAAGAAAAGAAUUAAGAACUACAAUAAGCAAAAAGCUAAAACAGAAUAUUUUCAUGACAAAUUAGAACGCCGUCAAAGCAAACCAUCCAUGAUUAAUACUAUAAAAGCGAGAAUAAAAAGUGGCUCCAUGUCCAAUCUAGCAAACUUGCCAAGUGAACGAAAAACCAACACAUUUAGCAAUCUAGUAAUGGGAGGCACCAUUAAAGCUUCAAAAAAUAUUGGAACUGUACAAAGAAAAAUUCUAGCAAAUAAGAAUAAUAGAAUGGGAGGACAGAAUGACGACAACGAUUUUAAGGUCUCAGUAACUGAAAAUGGAAAAUCGUCAUUCUCCAAGCUAACAGGAAUCAAAAGAGAUUCUGAAAUAAUGUAUGGUGCUUCUGUACAGCGAUCAAUUUACGACUCCCAUCAAAGAGGAAGACUAGAGGGUCUUUUUAAUGAAGCUGAACAAAUUGGUUCAAAUGCACCUCCUCCCCCAACUAACGGAAUGAUCAGAAGUGUGUCACAGCCUGAUUUUUUAGUAGAACUUGAGAAAAAUGGUGAUAAACCCUUACAUGAUAUAGGAGGUAUAUUUGUGAGGCCUGGAAUGGGUAGCAUAGUGAGUAGGAAGACUAUGAAUUCCUUUGGGGCAUUUUACCAACACCCUAACAAGCCCGAAGAGAGUUCAAUUGGAUCUGGAGAAAGUUAUACACAAAGAAUAAUAACUGAUGAUGAGUUAUCAGAUGGUGAAUAUGAAGAAGACCAAGAUGACAACCCAAAUGCCCCUCUCCAAAGGUUUCUUACAGCAUUUGGACUCCAAGACUACCUGCAUAGGUUUGAAGAACAGAAAAUUGACCUCGAAACAUUGCUAAUACUUACAGAAAAUGAUUUAAAAAGUCUUAACUUACCACUUGGACCUUAUAGGAAGCUUGCCAAUGCCAUUAACGAGAGAAAAAGCGCUCUGGAGAAUCCUGGGGAAGUUACUGAUAGCGCUUUGUGAUUUUUGUGACUAUUGAUUUUCCGAUAUUAAACUUAUUAUUUAUGACAAAAAAAAAAGUUAUAUUUAUGAUAGGAUGACAUUAAAAUCAAUUGUACGAAUGUCAAAUUGGAUGUGAGUUUUUUGUUUACUUAAUAGGUUUUUAAUUAGUCUAACUUCUGUGCUUUUUAUUUAGUGUGUUUAUAUUUUUGCUCAGUAAAAUUAAAAUGUGCAUCAAA